Messenger RNA from Sciurus carolinensis (gray squirrel), 996 nucleotides. Its product is annotated as olfactory receptor 7G2-like. Lineage: Eukaryota; Metazoa; Chordata; Mammalia; Rodentia; Sciuridae. Gene Ontology annotation, biological process: G protein-coupled receptor signaling pathway. The annotation marks the transcript as partial. Gene Ontology annotation, molecular function: olfactory receptor activity; G protein-coupled receptor activity. Gene Ontology annotation, cellular component: membrane. The transcript has a single exon. The record is from RefSeq and is a predicted model, not a curated record.
AAACCAUUCAUUUUCUUUUCUUUUCAUCCCAUAUUUUCUGUAAGAUCCACCAGCAACAUAGAACCCAUGAACCAAACAAUUGUUUUGGAAUUCCUUCUACUGGGACUAACAGAUGACCCAGCAUUGCAGCCCCUCAUCUUCAGCCUCUUCCUGUCCAUGUACCUGGUCACCAUCCUGGGAAACCUGCUCAUCAUCCUGGCCAUCAGCUUUGACUCCCACCUCCACACCCCCAUGUAUUUCUUCCUGUCCAACCUGUCCCUCAAUGACAUCUGCUUAAGCACAAGCAUAAUCCCUAAAAUGCUGGUGAACAUCCUGAGACAGAACCAGACGAUCACCUACACAGGCUGCCUCACCCAGACUGGCUUUGUCCUAGUGUUUGUAUACAUGGAAAAUUUUCUUCUUGCAGUCAUGGCUUAUGACCGCUAUGUGGCCAUUUGUCACCCACUGAUGUACACAAUCAUCAUGAAGCCCUCACUCUGCUUUCGUCUGGUUCUGGUCUCCCAGCUCAUCAGCACCGCAGAUACCCUCCUCCACACUCUGAUGCUGCUGCGGCUGUCCUUCUGCACAGACCUGCAGAUCCCUCACUUCUUCUGUGAACUUGCUCAGGUCAUCAAGCUGGCCUGUUCUGAUGCCCUCACUGAUGACAUUGUAAUACUUGUUGCAGCCUGUCUAUUUGCUGGUGCUGCCAUCUCUGGGAUCAUUUUCUCUUAUGUUCACAUUGUGUCUUCUGUCUUGAGAAUGCCCUCAUCAGAAGGGAAGCAUAAAGCCUUUUCCACCUGUGGGUCUCACCUGUCUGUUGUCUCCUUGUUCUAUGGGACAUCUUUUGGGGUGUACAUUAGCUCUGCAGUAACUGACUCCCCCAGGAAGACUGCAGUGGCCUCAGUGAUGUACUCUGUGGUCCCUCAGAUGGUGAACCCCUUUAUCUACAGCCUGAGGAACAGGGACAUGAAGGAGGCCUUGAAGAAGUUCAUCGGAAAGACAGUUUCUCUUCUAUGA